Molecule: messenger RNA, 330 nt
Organism: Racocetra persica
Lineage: Eukaryota; Fungi; Glomeromycota; Glomeromycetes; Diversisporales; Gigasporaceae
Source: the annotation of a GenBank genome assembly
AUGUCGUAUUUUCUUCCUCAUUUGACUAAUGGAUGGCAAGUAGAUCAAGCAAUUUUAUCAGAAGAGGAUCGGGUAGUUGUUAUUAGAUUUGGGCAUGAUUGGGACCCAACAUGCAUGAAAAUGGACGAAACUUUAUAUGGUAUAGCAGAAAAAGUAAAAAAUUUUGCCGUCAUUUAUUUGGUUGAUAUUACGGAAGUUCCAGACUUUAAUAAAGCGUUGGAAGAUAAGCAAGAACUUAUUGAUAUUAUAGAGACUGUUUAUAGGGGUGCGCGAAAGGGGAGAGGUUUAGUGGUUUCACCGAAAGAUUAUUCUACGAAAUACAAAUAUUGA